Peromyscus leucopus (white-footed mouse) is the source of this 2374-nucleotide messenger RNA. RefSeq names its product N-alpha-acetyltransferase 15, NatA auxiliary subunit-like. The transcript has a single exon. Gene Ontology annotation, biological process: N-terminal peptidyl-methionine acetylation. Bases 185 to 2167 code for a protein of 660 amino acids. The record is from RefSeq and is a predicted model, not a curated record. Gene Ontology annotation, cellular component: cytoplasm; NatA complex. Gene Ontology annotation, molecular function: protein-N-terminal amino-acid acetyltransferase activity; protein binding. NCBI's taxonomy places the organism in Eukaryota, Metazoa, Chordata, Mammalia, Rodentia, Cricetidae.
GGAAAAAAGGAGGAGGAAGAGGUGUCAGGACCGGGCGGCGCGGCGACCCCCCGAGGCCUAGCGGCGGCGGAGCGGAGGAUUCAAGGCUGCAGCGCGAGCUUGGGGAACGGCGGCGGCGGCGGCGGGCGGACAGACGGACUGACCGAGCCGGGCGGUGGCGGGAGCCGCGGGGGGAGCCGGAACCAUGCCGGCCGUGAGCCUCCCGCCCAAGGAGAACGCGCUCUUCAAGCGGAUCCUGAGAUGUUAUGAACAUAAACAGUAUAGAAAUGGAUUGAAGUUCUGUAAGCAAAUCCUUUCCAAUCCCAAAUUUGCAGAGCAUGGAGAAACGCUGGCUAUGAAAGGAUUAACGUUGAACUGUCUGGGAAAAAAGGAAGAAGCUUAUGAAUUGGUUCGCAGAGGUUUGAGAAAUGACUUGAAGAGUCAUGUGUGUUGGCAUGUUUAUGGCCUUCUUCAGAGGUCAGACAAGAAAUAUGAUGAAGCCAUUAAGUGCUACCGAAAUGCACUGAAAUGGGACAAGGACAAUCUUCAGAUCUUAAGAGAUCUUUCCCUACUACAGAUUCAAAUGCGAGAUCUUGAGGGUUAUAGGGAAACAAGAUACCAAUUGCUUCAGCUUCGACCUGCCCAGAGAGCAUCAUGGAUUGGUUACGCUAUUGCUUACCAUUUAUUAGAAGACUAUGAAAUGGCAGCAAAAAUUUUAGAAGAAUUUAGGAAAACACAGCAGACAUCUCCUGAUAAAGUGGAUUAUGAGUAUAGUGAACUCCUUUUAUAUCAAAAUCAAGUUCUUCGGGAAGCAGGUCUCUAUAGAGAAGCCUUGGAACAUCUUUGUACUUAUGAAAAGCAAAUUUGUGAUAAACUUGCUGUAGAAGAAACCAAAGGGGAACUUCUGUUGCAGCUGUGUCGUUUGGAAGAUGCUGCUGAUGUUUAUAGAGGAUUACAAGAACGGAACCCUGAAAACUGGGCCUAUUACAAAGGCUUAGAGAAAGCACUGAAGCCAGCUAAUAUGUUGGAACGACUAAAAAUAUAUGAGGAGGCCUGGACUAAAUAUCCCAGAGGACUGGUGCCAAGAAGGCUACCGUUAAACUUUUUAUCUGGAGAGAAGUUCAAGGAGUGUUUGGAUAGAUUCCUAAGGAUGAAUUUCAGUAAGGGUUGUCCACCUGUCUUCAAUACUUUGAGGUCGUUAUACAGAGAUAAAGAGAAGGUGGCAAUCGUAGAAGAACUAGUAGUUGGUUAUGAAACCUCUCUAAAAAGCUGUCGCUUGUUUAACCCCAAUGAUGAUGGAAAGGAGGAGCCACCAACCACAUUACUUUGGGUCCAGUACUAUUUGGCGCAACAUUAUGAUAAAAUUGGUCAGCCAUCUAUUGCUCUGGAAUAUAUAAAUACUGCUAUUGAAAGUACACCAACAUUGAUUGAACUCUUUCUUGUAAAAGCUAAAAUCUAUAAGUAUGCUGGGAAUAUUAAAGAAGCUGCCAGGUGGAUGGAUGAAGCCCAGGCCCUGGACACAGCAGACAGAUUUAUUAAUUCCAAGUGUGCAAAAUACAUGUUAAAAGCCAAUCUGAUUAAAGAGGCUGAAGAAAUGUGCUCCAAGUUUACAAUUGAAGGAACAUCAGCAGUGGAGAACCUGAAUGAAAUGCAGUGCAUGUGGUUCCAGACAGAGUGUGCCCAGGCAUACAAAGCCAUGACCAGAUUCGGUGAAGCACUUAAAAAGUGUCACGAAAUUGAGAGACAUUUUAUAGAAAUCACCGAAGACCAGUUUGAUUUUCAUACGUACUGUAUGAGGAAGAUUACCCUUAGAUCAUAUGUGGACUUAUUAAAACUAGAAGAUGUUCUUCGGCAGCAUCCAUUUUACUUCAAAGCAGCAAGAAUUGCUAUUGAGAUCUAUUUGAAGCUUCAUUACAACCCUCUUACAGAUGAGAAUAAAGGACACGAAGCUUAUACAGCAAAUAUGUCUGACAAAGAGUUAAAGAAACUACAUAAUAAACAAAGAAGAGCUCAAAAGAAAGCCCAGCUAAAAGAAGAGAAAAAAAUGCAGAAAAAGAAAAGCAGCAGAGAAAUCAGAAAAAGAAAAAAGAUGAUGAUGAUGUGGGUAUUGGAGGCCCCAAAGAAGAACUUAUCCCAGAGAAAUUGGCCAAGGUUGAAGCUCCAUUGGAAGAAGCUAUUAAGUUUUUAACAUCAUUGAAGAAUUUGGUGAAGAACAAGAUAGAAACUCAUCUUUUUGCUUUGAGAUUUACUUUAGGAAAGAAAAGUUUCUUUUGAUGCUACAAUCAGUAAAGCGGGCAUUUGCUAUUGAUUCUAGUCAUCCCUGGCUUCAUGAAUGCAUGAUUCGACUCUUUAAUUCUGUGUGUGAAAGUAAAGACUAACCUGAAACAGAUAGAAC